Ruditapes philippinarum (Manila clam) is the source of this 775-nucleotide messenger RNA. RefSeq lists its product as uncharacterized. The annotation marks the transcript as partial. Lineage: Eukaryota; Metazoa; Mollusca; Bivalvia; Venerida; Veneridae. Gene Ontology annotation, molecular function: monocarboxylic acid transmembrane transporter activity. The transcript has 5 exons. The record is from RefSeq and is a predicted model, not a curated record. Gene Ontology annotation, biological process: monocarboxylic acid transport; transmembrane transport.
AUGAGGGAGAACUGGAACCGUUCUGGUGCUGGCAUACUACAUUACUGUGGAUAUACAGUUCUUGCUGCUCAUUUCAGCCAUAAAUGGCGUCCACUAACUAUAACUGUAUCAAGUGCUGGAAUUCCAUUAGCUGCAUUAUUUAUUCCACCAACUGUCACAGUACUGAUAGAUGAAUUUGAUUGGAGGAAAGCCUACAUGUUCCUUGCAUGCUUGUCAUUGGUUGGAGUUCCCGUCGUUUAUUUUUUCUUCCCGUCAGCAACAUCGUUUAAAAUCUCUAUACCAAAUACCGGUAAUCAAGAAACUAGAAAUAUUUUAAGAUUUUUGAAAAACAUCAAUAUCAUGUUGUACUUCAUAUCUACGUUUAUUCUCUAUGUUAUUGUUUACGUCCCUGUAACAUUCUUGCCGGACCUCAUGCACGAGUACAACAGGAGUUCAGAGGACAUUUAUAUAUGCUUGAUGACAUUGGGGUCAUGUGAUUUAGUUUCAAGAAUGUUUAGUGGGUUUUUGAUUCUAAAGAAGCCUUCGUAUGUAGCCUUUAUUCAUUCCGGUGGUAUCAUGUUGUAUGGGAUGUCGUCUGUCCUGAUAACACAAUCAAAAUCCACGGAGGCGUUUGUCAUAAUCUCAGGGCUUAUCGGUAUAGGCACAGAGGAAGAUGUGAGAUUGGGAUUCGGUAAAGUCAUAACAUUUGGAGGAUUUGCUCUUAUUGGAGGCAUGCCUCUUGCAGGUUUUAUAUCUGAUUACUAUGGGACAGAGAGAGGUGCUUUCAUUUUCUCAA